AUGGAUAACCGUGGCAAGGCCAUCUUUUCCUUUAUGUUUGAUGAUGAUUCAGAUGAUGAAGAAUAUCAUCAGAGAGUGAUAGAAGCCAUUGUCCACCAUACUUCACUAGAGAAUGAAGCCACCAAACACGGUGGGUCGGUAGUCGGUCGUGUGUACAAGAACCGUGAGAGGGAAGAUCGCCAUCGCAAUCUCAUGUCCGACUACUUCGUUGAAAGGCCACAUUGUAAUACUACCGACUUUCGUAGGCUAUUCCGAAUGCGGAAAGAGUUGUUUUAUCGCAUCUUGAAUGAUGUUGUCAACCACGAGCCAUACUUUGGCCAAAAAAAAAAGGGGCUAGGUAGACAAGGGCUAUCCCCUGAGCAAAAGUUAACUGCUGUCUUUCGUAUGCUCGCAUGGGGAUGCUCAGUUGACGUGACCAACGAGUACUGUAGAUUGGGUGAAAGCACAGCUCUUGAGUCACUCUGUAAGUUUUGUUGCGCUGUUGAAGCUUUGUAUGGCCAAUGGUACCUCAAGUCUCCAAAUCCAGCUGACCUUUACAAGCUAUUGCACGAGGCUACUUUGGUGAAGACCAUCUCUUCUUCUGAUAACCCAAAGAAGAGCCUUUUUACACAAAUCCAAGAAGCGUACAAGAAGGAUGUUGAAAGAGCAUUUGGAAUACUACAGGCUCGAUGGGCUAUUGUUCGGUGCCCUGCACGUAUGUGGUGCGAGGAUAACCUCCACUCAAUCAUGAUGACGUGUAUAAUUUUGCACAACAUGAUUGUGGAGGAUGAAUUCGAAUAUGUUGAAGAUGAAUCUGAUGAUGAGGAUAUGUGUCCACAACGAUUCAGGAGGGCCAGAGCAAGACAAUAUGUGCUGGAGCCAAGCAUUACAUAUGAGUACCACCAAGAUAGGUAG
This is a messenger RNA of Prunus dulcis (almond), 894 nucleotides long. RefSeq lists its product as uncharacterized. The transcript has 2 exons. The record is from RefSeq and is a predicted model, not a curated record. NCBI's taxonomy places the organism in Eukaryota, Viridiplantae, Streptophyta, Magnoliopsida, Rosales, Rosaceae. The coding region runs from base 1 to 894 and encodes 297 amino acids.